Aureobasidium namibiae CBS 147.97 is the source of this 1491-nucleotide messenger RNA. RefSeq names its product FAD/NAD(P)-binding domain-containing protein. Gene Ontology annotation, molecular function: N,N-dimethylaniline monooxygenase activity; flavin adenine dinucleotide binding; NADP binding. Lineage: Eukaryota; Fungi; Ascomycota; Dothideomycetes; Dothideales; Saccotheciaceae. The coding region runs from base 1 to 1491 and encodes 496 amino acids. The transcript is spliced from 3 exons. The record is from RefSeq and is a predicted model, not a curated record.
AUGACGGGCAAGUUUUCUGUCAAAAAUGUUGCGAUUGUGGGCGCGGGACCGUCGGGGCUGGCAGCAGCAAAAUACCUACUUGGUGAAAAGGCCUUCGAGCGCAUCGAUAUAUACGAGCAACGAUCGCGUGUAGGAGGAAUCUGGGACUAUUCGCCAGAGGACAAGACUCCCGACGACCUCCCCGUCCCCUCAGUGACACCACACGCUGGUCUCGCCAAACCAAAAUGGCGGCAAUCAGGUACCAGACAGGCCAUCGGAAGUCGCGUCGAAGAGGACUCUUUGUUCCUGAGUCCGCUGUAUGAUCGCUUAGAGACGAACAUCCCGCGCACCUUGAUGGGCUAUUCCGACUUUGACUGGCCCCAAGACUCGCAACUGUUUCCCAAGCACGAGACCGUUACCCAAUACCUCGAGGACUACGCUGCCGACAUCAGAAACCUCAUACACUUCAACACCCAAGUCGUCGACAUUAGCUUGGCUGCUACCAAAGAAGACGGUCAGGACACAUGGUCUGUAAAGACGCAGAAAGUCCAACAUAACACACCGGGCGACGUCGUCGAAACGGUGUACGACGCCGUCGUUGUCGCCAAUGGUCACUUCGCCGUACCCUUCAUCCCCAAAAUCAAGGGUAUGAAGGAGUGGGCCGAGCAAUAUCCAAAUGUCGUCUCCCACUCCAUGUACUACAAGAAGCCAGAGGACUACACCGGCAAGAAGACCAUCGUUGUCGGCAGUGGUGCCUCGGGAAUUGACAUCGCCAUGCAGCUUAUGGAAGCAUGCAAACUACCCCUCCUACAAUCUCAGAAGUCCAAGUCCUUCUUACUGUCGGAUCCCACGCCGAAAAAGCAAGAACGGGAAGAGAUCGUCGAGUUUAUCGUCAAAGACAGGGCUGUGCGCUUUGCCGAUGGCACGAUAGAGAAGGACAUUGACUCCAUUCUCUUCUGCACUGGCUACUUCUUUUCCUUCCCCUUCCUCAACAACAUGGACCCACCACUCGUCACCAGCGGUACUCAUGUUGAAAACCUGUAUCAGCAUCUGGUCUAUCGCCCGCAUCCCACUCUCUGCUUCCCUAAUCUGCAACAACGCGUCAUCCCCUUCCAGAUGGCACAAGCACAAAGCGCUGUCAUUGCACGUCUAUGGAAUAAUCGUAUCUCAUUGCCUUCGGUGGAAGAAAUGAAAGCCUGGGAGGACAAUCUACUCAAAGAGACCAAUGGUGGCGAGAGAGACUUCCACCUUCUCUUGUUCCCCAAGGAUGCGAAUUACAUCAAUGCCAUGUAUGAUUGGUCAAUGUCAGCAUCCGAUGCAGAAACCAAGGGCAAGCAGCCACCGCGUUGGGGCGAGAAGGAAUACUGGAUGCGUGAAAAGUUCCCAGAGAUAAAAAAGGCCUUUCAGGAUCGAGGUGAAGGUAGACGUCAAGUCAGAACGUUGGAAGAGCUGGGCUUCGAUUUUGAAAAGUACAAGAAAGAGACGCCUGUUGAGCAAAAGAGCUUGCUCUGA